AGACACAUAGAUGUACAAUAAUACAUACAUUUGGAAUAUAAAUAAGGAUACAGAAACUGAAUACAACUAUAUCAAACCUAGUUAUCCAUUGGAACUUAAAGAAUUUGAAAGGACUUUAGGUUAUAAUCAUAUAACCCAAUCCCCUUAUUUUACAGAAGAGGAAAAUGAGACCUAGGGAGGUGCAAUCAGUUGCUCAAAAUCAUAUACAGCAACUUAGCAGCAAGACCUUGAUUGGAACCUAGGUCUUUUAAUACCCAGUCCAGUAUUAAUUUUCCCUUACAUCAUUCUGCCUUUCCUGCAAUGUCUCUAUGUCUCAGUGCUAAGUGUCAGAAUUGAAAAUUAUUGAUCUUUGCAAGAUUUAGCCUUUGUUUUAUGGGAUGGGUAGGGAAAAGAGUGAUAUUUGCUCCCCAGGUGGAAACUUUCAAGAGAAAUAACGUCCAUUUCAAAUUUCACUUCCCGCCAGGUUUUGCUUCACAAUCUGCUCUGCUAUUCUGAAAAGGUUAAUUUAUUCUUGUUAUUUAUUCUUAUGUAUUUAUUUGGAUGGGGAAAGAAGACUUCUCCUAUAGGUGACCUCCUCAUCAUUCCUCCCUACAUGUCUUUCCAUUGACGGGAAUAAUGUUUCAGUACCAGUUUAGGAAAGGGGGGAAAUGGGGUGAGGAAGACAUGAGGAAUCUCGGGGGAUUGACAGUGUCCACAUCGCGGUCCUCUGGAGUUUUUGAAUCAAUUAAAGGAAAGAAUGCUCUCUGUUUUCUACCAGGCCCUGGUGAGCGAUUGGCCAAGGCCGGUCCCGUGACCGAGUAUUGCCUGCAAUUUCGGCCGAGUCUCGGGUUUAAUAGAGAGAGUCCCCAUACGCCUGUAUUUAUCAGCAAUAUACAAUUAUAAAGACCCGAAAUAAAAAAGGGGGGGGAGAAAGAGAGAGAGCAAAAUCUCCCUCCCCCUCCAACAACACUCCAUCUAUAACUUGGGGGGGGAGGGGGGGUCCUUCCGAUCCUCCCUUCCUGACAUCCCCCCCCCUGCAGCCCCCCUCCCCCACCCUGAGGCUGGGACUAUUGAAAGCCAUGAAUUUUGAAUUUGAGAGGGAGAUUGGGUUUAUAAACAGCCAGCCAUCGCUCGCCGAGUGCCUGACUUCCUUCCCCGCUGUCUUGGAGACAUUUCAAACUUCAUCAAUCAAGGAGUCGACAUUAAUUCCUCCUCCUCCUCCUUUCGAGCAAACCAUCCCCAACCUCCAGCCGGGCGCCUCCACCCUUCAGAGACCCCGGAGCCAAAGGCGAACCGAGGAUGGGCCGGCUCCGCCGCUGCCACCGCCUCCACCUCAGUCUCUUCUCGCAGCUCCCUUGGCCCCCGAAUUCCCCUGGAUGAAAGAGAAGAAAUCGACCAAGAAACCCAACCAAUCGGCCUCAUCCCCUGCCCCAGCUUCCUCCACGGUGCCGGCCUCAGGAGCUGGAUCACCCACAGAUACCACUGGACUUCAGGAUGGAAGCAGCAGCGGGGCCAGGAGACUGCGAACAGCCUACACAAACACGCAACUGCUGGAGCUGGAGAAGGAAUUCCAUUUUAACAAAUACCUGUGCCGGCCUCGCCGGGUGGAAAUCGCCGCGUUGCUAGACUUGACAGAGAGGCAGGUCAAAGUGUGGUUUCAGAACCGGCGAAUGAAACAUAAACGACAGAACCAGCAUAAGGAAUCUCUGGAUGGCGAAGUUUACCCUGGGGCUCUAGAGGAAGGCAGUGACCCAGCGGAGGAAUCCGAGGGUAGCCCGGCUCUGGGUCAAGCUCCGGAUGCUCCAUUGCGGUCCCGAGAGGAUAAAGAGGCCUGUUCUCUCCCCAAUAAGCCCUCCCUAGGCCAGCUAGGACCUCGGCUGUUGUCGGCUGCAUCAGAGAAUUCGAAUUCCGAGAGUCCUCAGUACUCGGAGGACAGGCCAGGGGCGAUGGAACCAGAAACCCUCUUAGAAGACUCAUUCCCGGAGAGGCAAGAUUCUCCUUUCUUGCCAGAUCUCAACUUCUUUGCUUCAGAUUCCUGCCUCCAGCUCUCGGCGGGGCUUUCCCCUACCCUGCAGGGAUCCCUGGACAGUCCAGUUCGAUUCUCUGAGGAAGACCUGGAUUUCUUCACCAGCACGCUCCGAACCAUAGACUUAGAACAUCUACAGUUCCAAUAACAACCCUCCCCCAAACACACCUAACACUCUUCCUGACCUCUUCACUUCGUAACGGGGAGUCCUCUUUGUAGGUUAAAGUACUCCUUUCUCCUUCCCUUCCCUUUCCUUAUACUCCUAGAAUCCUUAUAAGUGUUACUAAAAAUUCAGGUAUUAUCGAAUUAGAAUCUUAUCCGUUUUCUUCUCUCUCUCUCUCUCUCU
Molecule: messenger RNA, 2351 nt
Organism: Antechinus flavipes (yellow-footed antechinus)
Lineage: Eukaryota; Metazoa; Chordata; Mammalia; Dasyuromorphia; Dasyuridae
Gene: HOXB2
Product: homeobox B2
Exons: 2
Coding region: 1059-2153 (364 amino acids)
Biological process (GO): regulation of DNA-templated transcription
Molecular function (GO): DNA binding; DNA-binding transcription factor activity, RNA polymerase II-specific
Source: RefSeq, a predicted model, not a curated record